Molecule: messenger RNA, 2547 nt
Organism: Biomphalaria glabrata
Lineage: Eukaryota; Metazoa; Mollusca; Gastropoda; Planorbidae
Exons: 4
Coding region: 128-622 (164 amino acids)
Source: RefSeq, a predicted model, not a curated record
AUAAACUAGUUUUCUAAGCGGAAGUUCGCUAACGUUGUUUUGAAAUGACGUCACUCAGUUUCGGACUUGACAAGUAGUCUUAUCAAGUUUCAAUACUUGUGGUCUUUAUCUUGAAGAUCUAAUUCAAAUGGAUACGUUGAAUAUGGCAGAGACAAACAAGACGAAUUGUAUGGGUUUUAAAAUAACAGAUUGUAAAGGAGAAGUACUGUUACCUACAGCUGUGACAUUAUCACCAAGUGGCAUGAACAUCUUAGUAAGCACAAUCCCAGAGCAUGUGUCUACUGCCAACAAGGGUACUAAACAACGCAGACGUAGUGUUAGAAAGGCAGCAGUGGUUGUAACAGCAAUGUCGGAGGAAGUAAUACCAAAAGCCAGGGAUGAGAACAACUUGGUCCCGGAUAAUACUGCACGUGAGGGGGAUAACGUCCAGGAUGAGACAAAUGAAGAGACAUUGACAGAAGAGACAAAAGUCCACAAGGUCAAUGUGUUGAAAAAAAGAAGGACUGCACAAGAAAGGUCAGCAAGUUGCAAACGUGGCCAGCGGAAUGGAGAGUCUGAGUGUGCUAACAAGAAAAAGAAAUGUACGAAAAACUCAAUGAUGGACAUGUGUAGUGUUAUGUAGUGUGUAAUGUUAUCUAAUGAUAGAGUUAUGUGGUAUGUAAUGUUAUCUAAUGUUAGAGUUAUGUAGUAUGUAAUGUUAUCUAAUGUUAGAGUUAUGUAGUAUGUAAUGUUAUCUAAUGUUAGAGUUAUGUAGUAUGUAAUGUUAUCUAAUGUUAGAGUUAUGUAGUGUGUAAUGUUAUCUAAUGUAGUGUGUAAUGUUAUCUAGUGUUAGAGUUAUGUAGUGUGUAAUGUUAUCUAAUGAUAGAGUUAUGUAGUGUGUAAUGUUAUCUAAUGAUAGAGUUAUGUAGUGUGUAAUGUUAUCUAAUGAUAGAGUUAUUUAGUGAUCUUUAGUGAUGUAGUGUGAUGUUACGUUGUGUAGUAUUAGAUAGGGAUCUGUAGUGUAAUUUUUCUUUAUGUAGGCUAAUUUUAAGUCACAUAGUUUUAAUUAUUUUGCUCUUAAUGAACGGGGGGUAGAAACACACAGUCAGAUGAAGAUUAAGAGGUAAAGGGAGAUAGAGAAAGAUUAUGCGAGAAAUAGAGGGUGAGUAUGAGAGAUGGAUAGACGAACUCAAAAAGGGAAAGACUUGCGUGAGAGAAUAGAUUUUAGAAAGAAAAUGUCAUACAGAAAAACAAAGUAAAAAUAAACAAGCUUGUGAUAUUCAAUAAGUUGUUAGACAAACGGUGGUACGCAAUAGACUGCUAGGAAACAAACUGUGAUUUGUAGCAAACUGUUGGACUUGAUAGACUGUGGUACGCAUUAGACUGUGCAGACGGUGGUACUAAAACUGUGAGUCGAAACAAACUGAGCUACUUGAUAGACUGUGAGACCCAAUGGACUGUGUAGACUGUGAUAUGAAACAAACUUAGAGAGACACAAUGUAUAUGUAUUAACAGACUAAUUUGAUAACAUGGCUUUACGAUCAACACAAUUUUUAUUUGUAGUCUAUUUGAAUCUUUUUAUAUUUAAUUAUACAACUUAUGAAGAUGACAGUGAUAUCUCAUAAGAUAUUCUAUUUCUUCUUUCAAAUUUUCCAAAUUAUUUGCUUGUGUUAAUCUUCCAUUUUUGUGUGGACUUUUGAAUAACCUGAGGGUUUUACAAAAGGUGAACUGUUCAAAUGUUGCCUUUGACACCGCAAGCAAGAACAUAUCUACCGUAAUAUUAUAUAUUUUCCUUUUUUAUAGGGGCCCGAAAUUUGGACAGGGCUUAAUAAAUUCGCGGUCGGUAACAAAAAUAAUAUGAAUUGAUUAACGCACUACAUCUGGUAACUGUUAUGCCAUGUUGAAUUUCUUUUCAAGGACCAUUUCAUUGAUGGCUCGGUGUUAAAAAUGACCAGGUGUACCAUAAUUAAAAACAAAUAACAAACGUGUUUACCUUCACAAAAUCAUAAAAAAGAAAGUAAAGAAUCUCGACUUCAUUUUUCCCCUCCAACUCCCAUCCCCUUCUAAAUAGUCUGCAGUUUAGAUUUAAGAGGGGGUUCAGUAGAUUACGGUAUUUACUCUCUGUACUCAGAUACACACAAAACUUAUAGGCACCAAAAAACUUAAGUUGUUACGAUCGCAUUAGUUUGUUGCUGUUUUUGUUGUCAUGUUUGUUGGAAUUCUCCGAGCAACAUCUAAGUUCAAGUCUAAGACAGGAGAUGCUCGAGUAUCUGGCUUGAAGUUGACGCUGCUAUCUCUUGUCCUGAAUGACGACAGACAUCCUCUGCGACUGAAACAAUGAUGUAGAAUGAAAAACGAUCACUCUCGCCUUGAAAAGUUGGGAAGUGAAGUAGAUGAACUAAGACGGAUUAUGUUGUAUAGAUGUCAUUUGCUUAUGAGUCCUGAUAAUGACUGUAAACAAAAUAAAGACAACACAAUUAAUAACAUGACUGUUUAAUAUGAAUCUCACAGCAUUGCAAUGCUAACAUAUGGUUUAAAGUGGAAUAAACAAAAAUAAAUAACAAUCAA